Messenger RNA from Cannabis sativa, 733 nucleotides. RefSeq names its product translation initiation factor IF-1, chloroplastic. Gene Ontology annotation, molecular function: translation initiation factor activity; ribosome binding; RNA binding. Bases 112 to 546 code for a protein of 144 amino acids. Gene Ontology annotation, biological process: translational initiation. The record is from RefSeq and is a predicted model, not a curated record. The transcript has a single exon. Gene Ontology annotation, cellular component: cytosol. Lineage: Eukaryota; Viridiplantae; Streptophyta; Magnoliopsida; Rosales; Cannabaceae.
CUAACUAUUCGAACGCUUAUCUCCUUCUAUCCGUUUCUCCCCUCUUUCUAAACCAGAGAGACACAAAACCAGGGAUAACAAAAUCAAACUCCAAAACCAUUUAAAAAAAACAUGUGGAGCUCCGGCACGCCCCAGCAGGCGUUUCUCCAUCUUCCUCUAGGGCCGAGAAGCUCUACGACAUUGAUCCCAAUCUCAGCAGCUUCAGCCAACUUCCCGGAAUGGCAACAGAGCCCGUUGUGCUGGGUUGGUUGUGGGAAGCGUACUCCUUUGGUAGGGGUGGUGAUGGCAAAGGCUCCAGGGUCUAAGGACAGCUCAGAGCAGCAAAAAUGGACCCAAGAAGGUCUGGUGACGGAGUCACUCCCCAACGGUAUGUUUCGAAUUAAAUUGGAUAAUGAGGACAUGAUAAUCGGGUACAUAUCUGGGAAAAUUCGUAAGAGUUUUAUCCGAAUAUUGCCCGGAGAUAGAGUCAAUGUUGAGGUUAGUCGUUAUGAUUCUACUAGAGGUCGAAUUAUUUACAGACUCCGUAGUAGCAAAGAUCCCUCUUGAAUUGAAGCCUUAAUUAAUAUUGUAUUGUGUUGUAUGAUGUAUGGUUCGGUUCAAUUUUUGAGGCUAAUUGAUUUCUCCACAUUGCUAAUGGCUAAUGCUAUUCACAUUUGUAAACAAGUGGGAUUUGUACUGUGUAUUAGAACUAUGUAAUUGAGUUUGAGUCUCUAUACAAAUCUAAAUGCCCCCA